Messenger RNA from Portunus trituberculatus (swimming crab), 1038 nucleotides. Its product is annotated as vegetative cell wall protein gp1-like. The transcript has a single exon. The record is from RefSeq and is a predicted model, not a curated record. NCBI's taxonomy places the organism in Eukaryota, Metazoa, Arthropoda, Malacostraca, Decapoda, Portunidae. The coding region runs from base 1 to 1038 and encodes 345 amino acids.
AUGGCGAAGUCCAUUCCCCACUCACCCCGCCCCUACCCGCCGCCCCCACCAUCGCCGUGUCUCCUUUGCUCCCUCCCUGACUCCCCAAUCUCGCCCCCCCCUUCUCUCCACGACCACUUUACCCCAACCCACUGUCCAGCAUGCCCCUUCCCCAUAUCCUCCCGCUCCCCUCCCUUCGAUGCAGUCCCUCCCUCACCCUGCCUCCUCUGCUCCAUCCCCAUGUCAGCUCUGCCCCCCUUCUCGCCACCCCAACCCCCACCACCAUCACCACCCCGCCCAGCCUCCCCAAUGUGCCCCCUAUGUCCAAGCACUGUGUCAAAUGUGUUUGCCACCGCCCCAGCCUCCUCCUCCUCCCCGUGUCCCCUCUGCUCCUUACCCAUGUCACUACAGUCCCGCCCCCCACGCAUCCCGUCUCCCUGCCCCAUGUGCUCUGUGCCCCCACCCACCACCACCGGAACCCUCAGCGGCCGCCAUCCCCGUGUGGGUUGUACAGCAUCGUCGCCGUGCCAUCUCUGCAUCCCUAUCGCUCCGCCACGUCCCCCUGCCACCUCUGCCCAGUGUCAUCUCUGUUCACCCCCCACCAACACCCCCACCACCAACACCACUACUCCUCCUCCUCCUCCCAGCGGCCCCCAUCCCCUCAGUACUCCUUCUACCCCUCCCUGUCGUCUGUGUCCCCUCACCGCCACCACAGUCGCUACCACGCACACCUCGCAUAUCCCCACCCACCACGCCCCUCCUCCCCACCAUGCCCCAUCUGCCCAUAUCCAAUGCCCCGUUCCUCCUCACCACCUCCCCAUAUAUCUCGACCCCAUGCCACCUUUGCCCCCACCCUCCCUCUCCACCCACCACCCCACCACCCCUCCCUAUAUCUCGUCCCCUGCCCCGUCUGCACUGCGCCACCUCUGCCCGCGCUGCCCCCACCCACAGUCUUCCCUCCCAGCCUCCCUGCCCCGUCUGCGCCCCAGUCCAGCCCCCUGCCCCCAGAUCUCCCCCCGUGCCUCAGAUGCUUCGCCUGCCUACCCUGUGCCUGUCUAA